This is a messenger RNA of Myodes glareolus (Bank vole), 1186 nucleotides long. The record is from RefSeq and is a predicted model, not a curated record. NCBI's taxonomy places the organism in Eukaryota, Metazoa, Chordata, Mammalia, Rodentia, Cricetidae.
CCACCGCACUGCCCAGAGGCCUUUACCUGACUCACUGCCAGCCUCCGGUCCCUGCAUUGCCAAGAACAUGGACGUCACCAUCCAGCACCCUUGGUUCAAGCGUGCCCUGGGGCCCUUCUACCCCAGCCGACUGUUCGACCAGUUUUUUGGCGAGGGCCUUUUCGAAUACGACCUGCUGCCUUUCCUGUCCUCCACCAUCAGUCCCUACUACCGCCAGUCCCUCUUCCGCACGGUGCUGGACUCUGGAAUCUCCGAGCUCAUGACCCAUAUGUGGUUUGUAAUGCACCAACCACAUGCUGGAAACCCCAAGAACAACCCCAUCAAGGCAAGUCACAUGACAAAGGUCCGAUCUGACCGGGACAAGUUUGUCAUCUUCUUGGAUGUGAAGCAUUUCUCUCCUGAGGACCUCACCGUGAAGGUGCUGGAGGACUUUGUGGAGAUUCACGGCAAGCACAAUGAGAGACAGGAUGACCAUGGCUACAUUUCCCGUGAGUUCCACCGUCGCUACCGUCUGCCUUCCAAUGUGGACCAGUCUGCCCUCUCCUGCUCCCUGUCUGCGGAUGGCAUGCUGACCUUCUCUGGCCCCAAGGUCCAGUCCGGCUUGGAUGCUGGCCACAGUGAGAGGGCCAUUCCUGUGUCACGGGAGGAGAAGCCCAGCUCAGCACCCUCGUCUUAAGCAGACCUCACCUUGGUUGUCCCUUGAGGCCCCUGACCCCUUGAGCCCAGGGACCACAGCAGAGUCUGCCUUGCCUUCCUCCCUUCCUUUCUGUUUCCUUUCCGUUUUUUCUCAGAGGGUUGAGGGUUUGAGAAAGUGACUUAGCGAGCUUGGGGUCUUGGCCUGAGGUGCUGCGGGUUCAGGGUGACCUAGGCUCAGCACCAGUCAGCUGGAAAGAAUGAUGGCAUUGAACUCUUGAGAUACGACCUGGCCCCCUGGGAUGUGGCAUCUGAGCUCUGCGGCAAAGCGGAGUGGGUGGCAGCUAACCAACUCUGAGAGCCCUCUGCUGAGCCCCCGGACGGCCACCUCCCUUCUUGCUCACACUGGCUGCAGGCUCGUGUGUUGAGCUCGGUCCACUUUUCUCAGCCCCUCUUCCUGCAACUUUCUCUAUGUAGCAUUGCUCUUGGGGACCCUGGUCACCCAUGAGAAUGGAGCCCCUGGCAGACAAUAAAGAGCAGGUGACAGAAGCAA